UUGUGAUUUUCUUAAUUUUUGUGAAAUAAUGGCUGACGAUUCAGGUACCAACGAGACUGCUCCCGUAGCGCCCAAAAUCUCUUUCGGCAUAAAAACAAACAAAACUUCCGUCUUAAAACCGCAAUUCAAACCUGCUCCCAUCAAAUCCCGCGAAUACAUCAAAAGUAUUAACGAUGGCGACAUUGAAGCCACCGUCAAGAAAGAAAAGGAAGAAGCUCGUGUCAUCCCGCUACCAACUUCGAGUAAAAAUUACCGCCAACGACUCACCACAGCGACUGCCAUCAAAGCCGAAAUAAAAGUCGAAACCGAACUCCCUUCCGACAUUUCGCAUUUAUCCAUCGAAAAACGAGCUGAACUCGAAAUUUUACGGGAUUUACAGAAAAAGGACGACGACGAGAGCUUAAAUCCAAAUUUUGUCAUCCCAAAAGUGGAGGAAGCGGAAAUGACGGGCGCGAAAGAAGCCACAAUGGACGAUUAUGAGAACGUUCCCAUCGUGGGUUUUGGUCUUGCGAUGCUUCGUGGCAUGGGACUCAAAGAAGAAGACGAGAAAAAACCGAAUGACGACCAAAAAUUGGGAUUAAGUGACGAGUUCAAGUUCCGUCCGAAGGGCAUGGGACUCGGAGCAGAUCAAACUGUCAAACCGAAAGAAUUGAAAAUUAAACCCAAAGCCGGUCAAAUUUUGCAGAUGAAAAAGGGAGCUUUUGUGGUGAUUCUCGGAGGCAAUUAUAAGGAUUUCUACGGAGAGGUGCGUGGCUUCGAUGAAAACAACGGUAGAGUAAUUGUCAAACUCGCUCUUGGCCAAAAACCGAUCAUGCUGGGAGAAAAAUUCGUGCAACUCGUAACGCCUGAAGAGUAUCAAAAAUACAGCAAAAUUCCCGUAGAGACAGAACACGAAAAAAAGCACAACGGCAAAUACGGACUAAUUGCUUCGUCGAAAAAUGACACAAAAAAGGAAGAAGAAAAGGAACGUCGGCGAUCGCGAACGCCUGAGGAACGGUACAAAUCAUCAUCUCGGCACGAAAAAUCCGAAAAAUAUUCGAAAGAAUCAUCAUCGAGGCAUGAAAAGUACAAAUCCGAUAAAUAUUCGGACUCUAGAGACUCGUCAAGAUAUGAGAAAAGUAGCAAAAACGGGUCAAGUCGACAUCGAUAUUCGUCGGAGAGUGAAAGUGAUUCGGACGACAGACACCGAAAAUCAUCAAAAAGUAAGAAAAAAUCGUCGCACAAACAUAAAAGUCACGAUCGGAACCGCGAAAGAUAUUAUUCAUCGGAUGAAGAUCGCAGAGAUCGAAGAAAAUCGAAAAAGGAAAAACGCGGAAGAUCUCGUUCGAGGUCAAGAUAAUUUUUUUUUAUUUAAAUUUAGUUAGAAAAAAGUUUUACAAAUAUAUUUUUUUUAAAAAGAA
This is a messenger RNA of Culicoides brevitarsis, 1400 nucleotides long. RefSeq names its product G-patch domain and KOW motifs-containing protein-like. Gene Ontology annotation, biological process: mRNA splicing, via spliceosome. The coding region runs from base 29 to 1339 and encodes 436 amino acids. The record is from RefSeq and is a predicted model, not a curated record. Gene Ontology annotation, cellular component: spliceosomal complex. The transcript is spliced from 3 exons. Lineage: Eukaryota; Metazoa; Arthropoda; Insecta; Diptera; Ceratopogonidae.